GAUUCGCUGCUGUUCUUGUCAAUCAAGAGGGUGUGCCCGUGAGGCGCUAGUUGCGGCCCAGGAACGCCCUACGAGAGCGCGGGCAUGGAGCUGGGGCCCGGGCAGUUCGCGCAGAGCCUGCCCCGCCUGCGGGCGCUGGUCCUGGGCUGCGACUUCCUGGGGCUCGAUAUGGAAUUCACAGGUUUACAUUCAGUCUUUCCAAAAGGCAAGCAGCCCAGUCUCUUCGAUUCACCUGCUGAGUGGUAUCUGAAGGCCAGACGGAGUGUUCAGAAGUUCACAGUCAAUCAGCUCGGGUUGUCUAUAUUUUCAAAUGAAAAAUCAAACAAGUAUGUUGCACACUCCUAUAACUUCUUCCUCUUCCCCACAACAUUUGGAGUCAUGGACUCUGAAUUCUCUUUCCAGGCGUCUAGCAUUCAAUUCCUGACGCAUUACGGUUUUGAUUAUAAUAAGUUUCUGAAAGAUGGAAUCCCAUAUAUGAAUGAGGUACAGGAGAAGAAACUUCAGCAAGGUCUCUUAACUGGAAACUGGAAAGUUCGCAGCACUUUGGACAAGGAUAAAGUGAAAAAGGUGAUUGAUGAUGUGACACGCUGGGUGCCAUCAGCAGAAGAGGGAGGCUCUAUGGUUCUACAUGAUAUUAGUGGUUUUCAGAUAUUUGAGGUACAGCUGAUUCUGAGACAGGCACUUCCAGAUGUUUGGACAGAGCCUUUUGGAGACCAGAAGGUGAUGGUGAAAAAGGUGAGUCCACAGCAUCGCUGGCGUCUGGAGAACUCUUCUUAUGACUGCUGCCGAAAGGAGCUCGUUCUUCUCUCUGCCCGGGGUUUCACCAACCUCUUCCAGACCCUUAUUGAAGCCAAGAAGCCAGUGGUGGGACACAACAUGCUCAUGGACCUUCUGCAUCUUCAUGACAAGUUUUACAAGCCCCUCCCAGAAAGCUAUGAGGAGUUUAAAAGGAACAUUCACAGCCUGUUUCCUGUCCUCAUAGACACCAAGAAUGUAACAAAAUCAAUCUGGAAGGAAUUUCAGUUUCCUCGAGCAUCUAACCUUCUAGAAGUUUAUGAAAUCCUGUGCAGUGACCUAAAUCCCACCAACCCCACAUGUCCGGUGAUUGCCCAUGCAAGUGACUGUUCAAAAUAUGCUGACAAGAAAUCUCCCCAUGAGGCGGCCUAUGAUGCAUUUCUCUGUGGAUCAGUUCUUUUGAAAUUAGCUCACUUGCUUCUAGGCAGAAUGCCAUGUGACACGCUGGAGACUGGUCCCUCUUUCUCUCAGUAUCUCAAUGCAUUAACCAAGUACCUGAACCAGGUGAAUCUGAUCCGAGCUGGCGUUUCAACAAUCAAUUUCUCUGGCACAGAUGUCCCUAGCCAACGUCCACCUCUACUGAUUGCCAGUGUUCGGGGAUGGCCUGGGGUGGAUGAAGAACAGAUCUAUCAAAAGUUAAAAGCUCUGUGCAAGUUUGAUGUCAGACGACUGACCGAGAACCAAUUUCUGUUGCUCUCCAAUAAAUUUAAGGAUGUCAGGGUUGUUCUGCGAGAUUAUAAAGCUCACCCCAAUCUGCGGAUUUCACUCUAUCGCCACUGGAGACACUCACCACAAGUGAACUGCUUGCUACAAAUUUGUGGGAUUGUGGCAUCAUGGUCUCUUCUGGCCUUUUUGUUUGGAGGAUCUCCAUGGUAUGCCAUGUAAAAGAUUAUCUUCUGGAAAAAUCUCAGGGACAUCUUUCCGAUCUAUGUGCUUUUCACCAGGAUGCCUGUUGUGGUUUUUUUUUUUCUUACACUGUUAACGUAGUGAUGGUCAGUAAAAGGCAUUUAACAUUGAUUUUUUUUGUUUGCCUUCAAUCACAAAAAAAAAUCUGUGUUUAAGGAGACUGUCAGGUUUUAGGAAUCAAAUCUGAAGGGGAAAAUCCUCCUGUUUUUUAAAAUAUAUUUAUUAAAGAAGUACUACUGUACCUCUUCUUCAGGUGCAAGUGGACCAGAGAAUCCACUGUUUUGAUGGGACUUUUAUCUUGUUCCCUGUUUAUUCUUCAGCAACAUUAAUAAACAGUUCGAUUGCAAGUAUUGUGUUGCCGUUAAAGGCUGGUGUACACAGGCUCAUAUUAUGUUUUUUGGAAAUUGUUAAAUAGAAGGAGCUACUUUAACUUUAAUUCCAUCCCAACCAAGGGAAAGGGGGUUAUUGCUAUUUGCCACAUGGAACAGGAUAACACUGAUGGAGAAAUAAUUCUGCAGGCUCCUGAAAGGUUUUCAA
Messenger RNA from Terrapene triunguis (Three-toed box turtle), 2238 nucleotides. RefSeq names its product PARN like, ribonuclease domain containing 1 (gene PNLDC1). Gene Ontology annotation, biological process: nuclear-transcribed mRNA poly(A) tail shortening. The record is from RefSeq and is a predicted model, not a curated record. The transcript has 19 exons. Gene Ontology annotation, cellular component: endoplasmic reticulum; cytoplasm. Lineage: Eukaryota; Metazoa; Chordata; Testudines; Emydidae. The coding region runs from base 85 to 1680 and encodes 531 amino acids. Gene Ontology annotation, molecular function: RNA binding; poly(A)-specific ribonuclease activity.